GGACCUCGGGCUGCUGCUGCUGCUGCUGCUGCUGGCCUGCUCGCGAACACCAUGGAUGGUCGGAGCAACCGUGCCAGCAGCUCCUGUGAACGUCUCGGUGACCCAGCUGAGGGCGCACUCAGCCAUGGUGACCUGGAACGUCCCUCAGGGAGACACCGUCAUUGGAUACUCCAUCUCCCAGCAGCGGCAGGACGGCCUGAUGCAGCGCUCCAUCCGGGAGGUGAACACGUCCAGCCGCUGGUGCGUGCUGUGGGACCUGGAUGAGGACACGCACUACAGCGUCCAGGUGCAGUCUGUUGGGCCGCACGGAGACAGCCAGCCCAGCCGCGCUGUCCACUUCAGGACUCUGGAGAGGAGUGACCACUAUCCAGCCGGAGUCCUGGACCACCACCAUGAACCGGCGAUGGAAGGUCUUGGCAUGACUCCUCACUUACAGACAGGAGAGCUGCUCAUUAUCACCACUGUGCUGCUGCUGUGGGCAGCCGUCAUCGCCCUCUUCUGCCGACAGUACGACAUCAUCAAAGACAACGACUCCAACGGCAGCAAAGACAAAGCCAAGAGGCCGCUGGUCCGCGCCACCUCCUCCUACUACAACGCCUCAGCCGGCAGCUCGCCCAUCUACCACAACGGAGCCGUGCGCAGCAGCAGGCUCCACAGAGCCUCCUCCUCCAUCAGCAUCAUUAGAGUCUGACUUCUUCCCGUUCAGCGCAGGACGGGUGGAGCCCGAACCGUCGCCUCAGGAACUUCACUGGAAAUAUCAUCACAAAUAGAGAAUUUAUAGACCACCUGACUGAGAUUUAUUGUAAAAUAUGAGGAAAGUCAGAAGCUCUCCAUGCAGAUGAAAGUGUGCAGAAAGUGGACGUCUGCUGCCCUCCAGUGGCAGAAGACGGCAGCAUCACUGCAGCUUUUUUUCAAGAGGACGAACUCUGACCUGCAGCCAUUUCCUGUUGUGCAAAAGUUUUAUUUCUAUUAUGUCCGAUUCCAAAGACUGUGAACACUUGCCAGCAUGUCGGCUUUAAAUUAUUUCGAAAGUGUAAAGUUUGAGACAUUUCCGGUCGAACAUUUG
Plectropomus leopardus (leopard coralgrouper) is the source of this 1066-nucleotide messenger RNA. RefSeq names its product fibronectin type III domain-containing protein 5b-like. Gene Ontology annotation, cellular component: plasma membrane; extracellular region. Lineage: Eukaryota; Metazoa; Chordata; Actinopteri; Perciformes; Serranidae. Gene Ontology annotation, molecular function: protein binding. The record is from RefSeq and is a predicted model, not a curated record.